Messenger RNA from Ogataea haglerorum, 294 nucleotides. RefSeq lists its product as uncharacterized. Gene Ontology annotation, biological process: protein peptidyl-prolyl isomerization. Gene Ontology annotation, molecular function: peptidyl-prolyl cis-trans isomerase activity. Lineage: Eukaryota; Fungi; Ascomycota; Pichiomycetes; Pichiales; Pichiaceae. The coding region runs from base 1 to 294 and encodes 97 amino acids. The record is from RefSeq and is a predicted model, not a curated record. The transcript has 2 exons.
AUGAAUCUCAAAUCGCUAACGGUUUUGGCACUGGCUGCCGCCACAAACGCGGAGCUCCAGAUAGGAGUCACCCACAGAGUGCCACCGGAAGAGUGCACACAGAAAACCGCGCCUGGCGACGUCGUCAAGAUGCACUACACGGGGAGGCUGUUCGACACGCAGGAGGUGUUCGACUCGUCCGUCGAGCGCGACCAGCCACUCAAGUUCACGCUCGGCGUUGGGCACGUGAUCAAGGGCUGGGACCAGGGACUCAUGGACAUCCGUGAUUCCGCCGGACGCCACUCUGGUGUUUGA